GGUGUAUUUGACAUUUGUAAAGGUGUCUGGAGGAAAACCGGUGCUCUAGUGCUACAGCUAAAGAUACCAGAGAUAUCGGAAGCACAAUGUCUCGUCAGUCACCAGAGGGUUUCACGAAAUCUGAACAGCCAGGACAGGCAUCCUUGGGUCCCAUUGGAAUUGACUACAUCCCCACAGAGGAGGAGAGGAGGGUGUUCAGAGAGUGCAACCAGGAAAGCUUCUGGUACAGAUCUCUCCCUAUAUCUGUCAUUGGCAUGGCUCUCACUCAGUUUCUUAUAUCUAGAGGUGCACUUACAGGCUCCGGUAGAUUCGGCUCUCUGCCCAAAGUAGGCUUUGCUGGUGUUUGUGGGUACCUCGGAGGGAAGAUGUCAUAUAUGAAGACAUGUCAGGAGAAGUUUAUGAGCCUGGAGAAUUCUCCAUUGGGGGAGGCAAUGAGACAGAGACAGCGCCACCAACCACCAAUGUUUACCCAUGAGAAUUCGGAGUUGAGUGAUCCAAAAAAAGCAGAUUUUGAGCCGGCCUUUCAGCUUGAUGAUCGGAAAGAUCAGUCGUUCUCUUUAACCAGAGAUUUCACUUACAGUGACCCUAUGACUUCACCAUCCCAGUAUGACACCCAGCUUCUAGCAGAACCAUCUUACAUUGAGGACGACGCACAGAAGAAGCCCUUGCUGUAUGAAGAACUGCGGAGUAAGAACAGGGAAAACUAUGAAGUCACAAAGACUCCCAAAGAAGACACACAGCUGAAGCCGGAAACUGUGAUCGCCCCAACAAACAGAGGGAAGAAGAAUAUAUAUGGAGACACAUGGGAGGAGUGAGAAGUACCUUGAUAAACUGCUCUCGUCUAGAAUCGCUGACUGCACGUUCAUCUGUCAAAAAUGUUUCUGUUUGUGCUGUUGAAACUGAUGUCUUCUAAAAUACAG
Xyrauchen texanus (razorback sucker) is the source of this 920-nucleotide messenger RNA. RefSeq names its product OCIA domain-containing protein 1. The transcript is spliced from 8 exons. Bases 87 to 815 code for a protein of 242 amino acids. NCBI's taxonomy places the organism in Eukaryota, Metazoa, Chordata, Actinopteri, Cypriniformes, Catostomidae. The record is from RefSeq and is a predicted model, not a curated record. Gene Ontology annotation, cellular component: endosome.